AUGUCCAGAGGCGGCUCUCCCGUGAACUUGAGCGAAGAGCUUAUGGCGACGAGCAACAAGAUCCUGCGGCGUGUCGCGUUCGGCGACGGCGGCGGGGAAGAGAGCAUCGAGGCCGGCAAGGUGCUCGACGAGACACAGAAGCUUCUAGGCGGUUUCUUUGUGGCCGAUUACAUGCCGUGGCUGGGGUGGCUGGACGCGCUCCGGGGCCUCCGGAGGCGGCUGGAGCGGAACUUCCACGAGCUCGACGAGUUCUACGAGAAGGUCAUCGACGACCACCUCAGCAAGCGCGGUGCCGAUGCCUCCAAGGGGGAGGACUUCGUGGACGUGCUCCUUCGCCUGCACGGCGAUCCGGCUUACCAGAGCACGUUCAACUGCCGUGACCAGAUCAAAGGCAUCCUUACGGACAUGUUCAUUGCCGGGACCGACACGGCGGCGGCGACGGUGGAGUGGACGAUGACAGAGCUAGUAAGGCACCCGGACAUCCUAGCCAAGGCGCAGAAGGAGGUGCGCGGCGCCGUGGUUGGCAAAGACAUAGUCCGGGAAUCUGACCUCCCGCGGCUCAAGUACCUGAAGCAAGUCAUCAGGGAGUCGAUGCGGGUGCACCCGCCGGUGCCGCUGCUGGUGCCCCGGGAGACCAUAGAGCCCUGCACGGUGUACGGCUGCGAGAUACCGGCCAGGACGCGGGUGUUCGUGAACGCCAAGGCCAUCGGGCAGGACCCCGACGCGUGGGGGCCGGACGCGGCGCGGUUCGUGCCGGAGCGGCACGAGGAGAUCGCAGACCUCAGCGACCACAAGCCGUGGCACGACAGCUUCUCGCUGGUGCCGUUCGGGGUCGGCCGGAGGAGCUGCCCCGGCGUGCACUUCGCCAACUCCGUGGUCGAGCUGCUGCUGGCCAACCUGCUGUUUUGCUUUGACUGGCGCGCGCCGCAUGGCGAGGUUGAUCUCGAGCAGGAGACCGGGAUGACCGUGCACAGGAAGAAUCCUCUCGUACUCGUAGCUGAAAGGAGAGGCGUGUAG
Messenger RNA from Miscanthus lutarioriparius, 1017 nucleotides. The record is from the annotation of a GenBank genome assembly. Lineage: Eukaryota; Viridiplantae; Streptophyta; Magnoliopsida; Poales; Poaceae.